AGAGGGCGCACCGGUGUCAGUUUGCUCCAGCCCUCUUUGUAGCGCGGUCGGUCGGUCGCUGCUGGUUUGCGCGCAGCGGCGUCUCGGAGCAGGAAUUUUUGGGGAGUGGAAAUUCCGCUGUUACUUUAAACUGACUCGCCUCGUAUUCCUGACAUUUCUGCUGUGGCGGUCAGUCAGACGGUGCGACGAUAGAGAGAGAGAGCUGGGCUGAAAUCAGGAGUGGAGAUCUGGAGAGAAGCGCUCCGAUGUUCCCCGCGGCUGCUUUUCACUGAACACCGGUUAACUAGUGAUUUCUGUGCUUUCGUUUCCUACUUGGAAGUAUGCGUAUCGCUCCUGUCUGGUGGCAAAAGUGAGAGAUUUGAGUAAAGAAUCGAGGCGCACAGCUGCCACUUUUGGCGAACGGAAUUUUCCAACCUUUUUUUGAUUCUCGUGUUCUGCGUUUGGAUUAUUUUUUUUUUUUUUUGCUUUUCGAGGAGAUGGCAAGUUGCUCCCUGACAGACGCAGGGCUCCGGUGCUGAAGCUCACAGGAUGCUGGGGACCCUACAACAACCACAUCUCCUACUUUGAGACAGAUUUUGCUUAUUUUUUCCUCCUCUCUGGACGUAAACUCCUCGGACGUUUGUUCCCCUCCCCUCCGUUUGUCUUCAUUUUCUUUCUUUUUAAAAUUUCUACAGAAUGUCUUUGUUGUACUGUCUAAUAAGGAUGCGUAGUGGAUUGCUAUUGUUCCUUUUCACCCAAGUCGUCUUGGUUUCUUCGUUGACUCAGACUGAUAAAUGCGGAGGGAAUAUAGAGAUCCACGCCGCGGACUACCUGACCUCCCCGGGCUAUCCCGGCGCCUACCCGCCCUCCCAGCAGUGCGUCUGGGUGAUCACCGCCCCUGAACCGGGUCAGAAGAUCCUCAUCAACUUCAAUCCGCAUUUUGAUCUGGAGGACAGAGACUGCAAGUACGACUACGUGGAGGUUUACAACGGCGGCGACGAGUCUUCGCCCAUGUUGGGGAAGUUUUGCGGCAAAAUCGCACCGUCUCCGAUCAUCUCCAGCGGCAGCCAGCUGCUCAUCAAGUUCGUGUCCGACUACGAGACCCACGGAGCCGGAUUCUCCGUCCGCUACGAGGUCUUCAAGACAGGUCCAGAAUGUUCCAGGAACUUCACACUCCCCAGAGGAGUCAUCAAGACGCCGGGCUUCCCAGAGAAGUACCCCAACAACCUGGACUGCACCUUCAUGAUCUUCGCCCCCAAGAUGUCGGAGAUCGUGGUGGAGUUCGACAGCUUCGACAUGGAACCCGACACCACGCCGCCGCCGGGGGCCCUCUGCCGAUACGACUGGCUGGAGAUCUGGGACGGAUUCCCUGCAGUCGGGCCUCACAUCGGCAGAUAUUGCGGUCAGACGUCUCCGGGUCGAGUCGUCUCCUACACCGGCAUCCUGUCCAUGACUAUCACCACCGACAACGCCAUCGCCAGGGAGGGAUUCUCUGCCAACUACACGAUCCGAGAGAGGAGCCUCCCGCCUGGACACGAGGAUGAGGAUUUUGCCUGUAUGGAGCCACUGGGGAUGGAGUUGGGGGAAAUUUCCUCGGAGCAGAUCAGCGCCUCCUCCCAGUAUAAUUCCAACUGGUCACCUGAACGCUCGCGUCUCAACUAUGGGGAAAACGGCUGGACGCCUUCAGACGACACCAUCAGGGAGUGGAUACAGGUGGACUUAGGCUUUCUCCGGUUCGUCACAGCCGUUGGGACUCAGGGGGCGAUCUCAAAAGAAACCAGGAAGCACUACUACGUCCGCUCGUACAAAGUGGACCUGAGCUCCAAUGGGGAGGACUGGGUGACCGUGAAGGAGGGCUCCAAGCAGAAGAUCUUUCAGGGGAACCACAACCCAACGGACGAAGUUCGAGCCUUCCUCCCCAAACAGACUCUGGCUCGCUACAUUCGUAUCCGCCCCAUGAGCUGGGAACAGGGAAUCUGCAUGCGCUUCGAGAUCUAUGGCUGCAGGACGUCAGACUAUCGGUGUUCAGGGAUGUUGGGGAUGGUGUCCGGCCAGAUCUCAGACGCCCAAAUCAGCGCUUCGUCCUACGCCGACCGAGGCUGGGUGGCCGAGAAUGCCCGAUUGUUGACGGGGAGGUCAGGCUGGACCGGACAGCAGACCAAGCAGCCCUUCAAAAAUGAAUGGCUACAGGUGGAUCUGGGCCAGGACAAGAUGGUGAGCGGUGUGGUGAUCCAGGGAGGGAAACACCGCGACAGGAACGUCUUCAUGAAGAGGUUUAAGGUGGGACACAGCCUGGACGGAGAGGAGUGGACCAUUGUUAAGGAGGAGAACACUACCAGACCCAAGAUUUUCAUCGGGAAUCAGAACCAUGACACCCCAGAACUGAGAUCCACAGGUCCAUUACUGACCCGCUUCAUCAGAAUCUACCCAGAAAGAGCCACCAAUGAAGGCUUGGGCCUCCGUCUGGAGCUGCUGGGCUGUGAACUGGACGACAUAACAACUACAGCACCUCCCACCACGCCGCUUGCCUCCACGCUUCCCAUGACCACGUUUGGUGCGACCACCACGGCGCCGAUCACGCUCCCCGGCACGACUCUGACCAUCGAUUGCGAGGAAGGACAAGAGGACUGUUUCGUGGAAACCGAAGCGCCCGAUAACUACGACCUAGUGACAGCAGGAGGCACCACGGCCGCCAACCCCAUCAUGGACUUCAUACCAGCUUACUUGUGGUUCGCCUGCAACUUUGACUUCUCGUCGUUCUGCGGUUGGACCAGAGAGACGAGCACUGGAGCCGAGUGGCUCAUCGAGGCCAACGGGGCUCCAGCCGUCCACAGAGGACCAACCCUGGACCACACAGGAGGACCAGGGAACUUCAUCUACAUGCAGCUGACCGACUCGGAUCUGCCGAGUAAAACCGGCGAGGAUGAGGAGGAGGAGGAGGAGAAGGUGGCGAGGUUGGACAGCCUUCCCAUCGCCUCCCCAGACGCUGACCUGUGCAUGUCCUUCUGGUACCACAUGUUUGGUGAACACGCUGGAGCGCUGCACAUCAAGCAGCGGCGGGAGGCGGAGGAGGGCCAGAUCCUGUGGACCAUCAGCGGCCACCAGGGCAACCGGUGGAGGGAAGGCCGAGUGUUACUGCCCCACUCCAGCCUCUCUUAUCAGGUGGUGAUUGAAGGCGUCGCAGACAGGCGCAGUGCAGGUCACAUAGCUGUGGACAACAUCCAGAUCCUGGAUGGACUCAACGCUGAGGACUGUAGAGAUCCUGAAGCUCCAACGUCUCCACCGACCGAGAUCUUCAUCUUACCCAUGGACUCCCUCUCCCAGGAGACCAGCGAACUGGGCGGCCCAGGCAACAUGCUGAAGACGCUGGACCCCAUCCUCAUCACCAUCAUCGCCAUGUCAGCGCUGGGCGUCUUCCUGGGCGCCAUCUGUGGCGUGGUGCUGUACUGCGCCUGCUCACAGGGCAGCAUGACGGACAGGAACUUAUCUGCCCUGGAAAACUAUAACUUUGAGCUGGUGGACGGCGUGAAGCUAAAGAAGGACAAGAUGAACGGACAGACUAACUACUCAGAGGCGUGAGUGGGACGGACGGACGGAGCUGCGAUUGCUCCGCGUGGACACGUUGAUGCAGCCAAUCAAGGGAGAGGAAACGCAGGGCUGAAGCCACCAAUGGGACGGCAGGGUGGGCUGAAAGUGAGCCGAUGUAAUUUUAUUUCUCAGGAGCGGCAGUGGAAGUGGACUGACCUGUAGGGGGGCACUGUGUAUAAAAAGAAUCUGUACAGCAAAAAAAAAAAAAACUUACAAAAAAAGAAGAAGAAAACUAAGGAUUCUAUUUGUUUUUCGGCGUGCUUCGUUGAUUUCAUGUAAUCACAUGCUGGUGUUGAGACCAAUUCAGAUGAAAGUUUAUGUAAUUUUACGGAAAGAUAAGAUUUUGUUGUCGUUUUUCUUGUCUUUUUCUUUCAGACGCUGCGGUGAAGUCUGCUAUUCUGAUAUCCGGCUCUUUAUUUGGCCUUGUGAGAGUGUAUGAAAGUGUGUGUACAUGUGUCACGCUCAUAUACAUCUGCAUUUAAGGUGUGUAUGUCCGGCUGGUGUGUGCAUGUGUGUGUGUGCAUGUGUGUGUGUGUGUGUGUGUGUGUGUGUGUGUGUGUGUGUGUGUGUGUGUGUGUGUGUGUGUGUGUGUGUUUCACUCAUGUUUAUCUGUACACAUGAAGCGUGUGUGAAGCAGGUAGCGACCCGUUGACCUGCGUCUAGUUCCGACAGUGCCUUUUUUUUCCUCCAAUUUUUCUGUUGCCUUGUUUUCUGCUGGUUGUUUUUCCCAUCGGCUGGCGUUCCGUCCGGGGUUCCUACACAGGAAACAUUCACUUUUCCAGGCUGCGGUGAUAAAAUCUUUAGUGUUGUAGCGUGCUGUCACAUAUCACACGUGUUAGUGUAGAUCUGUAGAUCCUCAUGCCUUCAUGACAGUCGUACUGACACGAGCUAAACUGUUGAAACCCAAGCUCAGAUUCUGGAAUCGUGUGGGAUCUCCUGAAGCGUGUAGGGGCCCUGAACGCCUCAUUCUUCAUGGCACAUGACACAUCCAACAUAUUGUACAUAGGUUUUAAUAUAUUUGAGCGCCCUUUUCUAUAGAAAAAUGACACCAGUGCCGCAGUAUCCUUUCCAAGUUGGAAUCAAACUCACCCUUAAUCUCUAAAUUUUGAAAAUGUACAGAAAAGCAGAGUUGUUUCUGUUAUGAAUCUGCUCUGGUUGCCGUCUUGGGAGUUUUGUUUGGUUUUGGUUUGGAGGGUUUUUCUGGUACAGGGUAAAAAGGACAACCUCAGCACCAGGAAGAUGAAUCGAGGAUGGAUCAUUGGGGUUGUUUUCUGACACCAGUAGACUGUUAAACCUUUAACCAGAGGUGUCCGGCGGUCUGGGAGCCACAAGAAGGACUUGCAAGUGUCUCUCAGCAUCAGGAUGAGGAGGUUUCUGAAUGCCCACUGUCUCGAAGAAUUCAUGUUUGCCGUGACUUUGCUGUUCUCUGUCAGGAUGUGCUCUCUGGAGCUAAAUAAAAUCAGAAACACUGAUCAUAUUUCACAGUUCUUGCUCCAUACGUCCCUUCGCCUAGAGCUACGGUGGCCUGGAAGUCACAUUAAAGUUUCACAAGCUGAUCAGAGCAGAGACCAAAGGGUUAUUUACUUUGUUUUGAUUGUCGAAAGCUGGUGAAAAUUAGAUUUAAAAUAUUAAUUUGCAGCACAAGCAUGUUGUUUUUGUGGAAUCCUGCUCCUCAUUUCGCAUUUUAUCCCCUUUUUCCUCAUCACUUUUUUGUUGCCAGGAGCCUUUCCUUACAAAAAUGACCUUAUUUACUGUAAUCUGGAGUUGGUCUUUUACUAGGAGACAACUUUUGAAUCUGUGAAAAGCGAACUUUGCAUAGUUUUUCUAUCUAAAAUUGCAAGAGCAACAAGUCUUGUGUUAAUAAUACUGCUUUGUUGUGUUUUAGCUUUUGCAGCUACACAUGUUGUGAUACUGGUCACUCGUUGAUAGCGCAAUAUAGAUGAAAAGAUUGAGAUUUGAAAGCCAGAAAUGUCACCUAUCAUCAAACCAGUUAACCUCCAACAGAUGUUAUAUGUUCAAAAAUUCUUACUAAAUGCAGAUAUAGAACCUACAAUAAUCAAAAAGCCAUUAAACGAAUAUGACAGACUGAUGUAGUUCCACUUAUCUGCUAUUUUACUGCACAAAUUUGCCCAUUUUUAAUGUAGCAUUACGUGGCAUCACACCUGAGCAUUAAUUCUUUCCAUUAAGAUGAGGCUUUCAAAACAACAACAAAAGAAAGAAAUCCACUCUAUCAUUCGACUCAACUUAAAUCAAAUCAUUAGCUUGUUUCUUAGUGAACGAUUCCAAUCAAAUGAAUCCGCUCAGACUGUUGAGAUGCUCAUAAUUUGCUCUUAUAAAAGCCGACUUGUAGGUUUUUGUUGCUAAAAAUGCAAACAGCAAAAUAACCAGACAAGAUCGCGGGUUUCCAAAUUAACCUUCAGCCCGGCAAGAAUGUGUUUGUAAUGUUUCAGCCGAUUAAGCUCGAGAAAGGAUGCUGCAGCACUCGACGUGAAAACAAAUGUUGCACUGAUAUAUUUAAAAAAAAUCUAUGUGUUUAUGAUGUUGAUUUAUGAAAAGAGAGGAAGGAGAGGACAGUGUUAUUGUUGCUUCUUUUUAACACGGUUUCAGAUGACAUGCUUAUAAUUCUGAAAUGUACAAUUUACAGAGAUGUUUUUCAUUCUCGAAAAAGCUUAUAUGCGUCUCUUUGAAGCGUAACAGUUUUAUUUACUUGGUAUAAUAUCACCUUGUGUUUUUGUACUGUCACUGAUGUACGUGCCAUUGUUUUAUUAUUUUUCUUUUCUUUGUAUGGCAAGAAAAAUGUUUUAUUUUCAGAAGAGUUUCUGUAAUUUUUGCCGUCUCGAAUCCAGAAAAAAAAACAUGAAAAGAAAGGAAAGAAGGAAGUAAAAUAAAUUGGAAAGCAGUGAGGCCUUAUGUGACUAAAAGUAUUGUUUGUACUUUGACUUUCUGGUCAGCGCCCAGACUCAUCCGUCUCUGUUGUCUCAGACUCUCAUCAUUGACUAUUACAUUCCAAAGAAUUGGAUCAAAUAAAUGUUUUACGUAAAA
Molecule: messenger RNA, 6609 nt
Organism: Amphiprion ocellaris (clown anemonefish)
Lineage: Eukaryota; Metazoa; Chordata; Actinopteri; Pomacentridae
Product: neuropilin-1a-like
Exons: 18
Coding region: 676-3558 (960 amino acids)
Biological process (GO): vascular endothelial growth factor signaling pathway; axon guidance; angiogenesis
Cellular component (GO): membrane
Molecular function (GO): vascular endothelial growth factor receptor activity; semaphorin receptor activity
Source: RefSeq, a predicted model, not a curated record